Messenger RNA from Neohortaea acidophila, 1080 nucleotides. Its product is annotated as peptidase C65 Otubain-domain-containing protein. Gene Ontology annotation, biological process: protein K48-linked deubiquitination. The transcript is spliced from 6 exons. The record is from RefSeq and is a predicted model, not a curated record. Gene Ontology annotation, molecular function: ubiquitin binding; cysteine-type deubiquitinase activity. Bases 1 to 1080 code for a protein of 359 amino acids. NCBI's taxonomy places the organism in Eukaryota, Fungi, Ascomycota, Dothideomycetes, Mycosphaerellales, Teratosphaeriaceae. Gene Ontology annotation, cellular component: nucleus.
AUGGCGUCCUAUCCGCAGCAAGACAUGUCGGACGAGCAGCUCUCGGAGUUCCAGAAGUUGAGCAAUGAGUACGUACCGGAGGUGACGGGACCUCUGGUCGGCGAACGACAAUCCAGUACCGCAAUUGUGGCGGAAUAUGCCUCUGCUGACCCCGUCUUCCAAGCCAAAACAGAGGCCCUCCCGCAAAAGUACUCACACUACCGUACCGUGCGAGGCGAUGGAAGCUGUGGUUGGCGUGCGGUCGCUUUCGGCUACUUCGAAGCCCUCAUCCAUCAUGGAGACCCCAGUCGAUUCCUGGAAGAAGAGACCCGUCUACGCUCCUCUUCAAACAUCCUCAACAUGGCCGGCUUCGACCCUUUCAUCUACGAAGACUUUGCCGAUGCCAUGUUUGACCUCUUGCGGGAUGUCGCGAGUGCCAUGCAGGCUGGCCAUGCCGAGCAAACCCUGUUGGCUGCUUUCAACGAUGAAAGCAACCAGGCCAGCAUCUUAACCUACCUCAAGACCCUCACCGCAGCCUGGAUGAAGACUCGUCCACAAGACUAUGCUCCAUGGCUCCUCGAACAAACCGUGGAAGAAUACUGCAAUGCCUCCGUCAUGCCCACCUCCGCCGAAAUCGAAAACGUCGGCCUCAGCGCUCUCAAGGACACCUUCUUAUCCCCGGCUGGCAUCACCCUCGAGGUCCUCUACCUCGACCGCAGUGAAGGAAGCGAGGUCAACAUGCACAGGUUCUCCCCAGUCAACCAUGGUGGCUUCGAUGUCGGGACCGUCCGACUGCUCUACCGACCGGGCCACUACGAUCUGCUGUACAAACUCCAAGACCUCCCCCACGCCGCGGCUUCCGUGUCGACGUAUCUUCAGAUCGCCAGCCAAACCCAUCGCGAGCCCAUCUGCGCCAUUGGCAUGCCCGACUUCUUGACCGGAUUCGCAGGCAUGUCGUAUGUGAGCCCCCACCAAGCUUGGCCGGGUUGGCAGCAACAACUGGCCGGCGGCCCCUUCCGGCCCUCUGCUUGGGAGUUUGAGCCCGAUGUCCUGCAAGCCACGGCUCAAUCACCGUUGCAGACGGCCAUGUUCAGGAAGUGA